Ixodes scapularis (black-legged tick) is the source of this 2224-nucleotide messenger RNA. RefSeq names its product phytanoyl-CoA dioxygenase, peroxisomal. Gene Ontology annotation, biological process: fatty acid alpha-oxidation. The record is from RefSeq and is a predicted model, not a curated record. The transcript has 10 exons. Gene Ontology annotation, molecular function: phytanoyl-CoA dioxygenase activity. NCBI's taxonomy places the organism in Eukaryota, Metazoa, Arthropoda, Arachnida, Ixodida, Ixodidae. The coding region runs from base 450 to 1541 and encodes 363 amino acids.
ACAUGUUUGUAAGAAUUCAACCUUUUCAUAUCGUAACUUUUAUUACUACCAGAUAAGCUUUGUCUCGUUGCAAAGAACGCAAAUAACAUUCAUUUAUUUACUUUAAUUGAGUGUUUGUAAAGAUUUUAAUAGAUAUACUCUUAGAUGACGUAUUUUUAACGUGUUUUUGUCUCACGAAAACAGAAGAAUCGAACGCACUGCCCGAGUUUCGUUUUUGCCACUUUUUUUGCGCAUUUGCGCGAUGUCCGCUCGCUCCUCAUCUCCCGCGGGACUUUCCUUGUGUGAGCAUUCCUGACCGAGCAGUCUGUCGGCUCACGAUCUACAAGGACGCCGGCUCACGAUUGACCACUCUUCUUGCGAUCAACACGCAACUACGACCUUGACACUUGCGUUCUUCACCGAUCAACGGGAAGGCCGUCUGACCGACACACAAGCCUAGCUGACCAGUGAUGUGGUUUGCUGCCGUACGGCCUUUGGCUGCUGCUCGGUCGGUGAUAACCUAUAGACUUGGCAACAUGGCCCAAGAACGGCUUAAGACCAUAGUCGGCCAUCUCAAGGGGGGUGCCAUGUCCCAGCUGAUCAACGUCUUUGAGGACAAGCACAUUCUGGACGAAGUGAACAAGAAGAUCGGAGCCAAUCAGUCGAGCGGCGGGUUCCGCUACACCCUGGACAGCACCCGUCUCUCGGAUGAACAGCGUCGGUUCUACGAGGAGAAUGGCUUCAUAGUCGUACCAGGCCUCGUGGGCUCCAAAGACCUGGAAACUUACAAGAACCGCUUCCAGAGCAUUGCGGACGGGAAGGUGAAGGUGCCCGGCCUGGUGGUGAUGAAGGACGUUGCCCUGCUGAGUGCCAAGUCGGACGAGAAGGUCGUCAACAAGGUGCAGGAGCUGUACAUGGACGACGUGCUCUUCGGCUACUGCACCCUGCCGCAGAUUCUGGACUACGCCACGUCGUUCUGCGGGCCCAACCUGAUGGCGAUGCACACCAUGCUCAUCAACAAGCCGCCCGACGUGGGGACGCUGACGUCGCGCCACCCGCUGCACCAGGACCUGUACUACUUCCCGUUCCGGCCGGCGGACCGCGUCGUCUGCGCCUGGACGGCCAUGGAGAGGGUGACCCGGGAGAACGGCUGCCUGGUGGCCAUUCCCGGUUCGCACCAAGGGCAGCUACUCGAGCACGACUACCCAGAGUGGGAGGGAGGGGUAAACAAGAUGUACCAUGGAGUGAAGGAGCUGCCGGAGUCUGUGAUGGAGAAGCGGGUGUACCUGGAGAUGGAGGCCGGCGACACUGUCUUCUUCCACCCCGUGCUGAUCCACGGAUCGGGUGCCAACCGCUCCAAAGGCUUCCGAAAGGCCAUCUCGUGCCACUAUGCGGCUUCGGAGUGCCAGUACGUGGACAUUGGCGGGACCGUCCAAGAACCCAUUGCGGCCGAAGUGCUGGAGGUCUUCCACAAACGCUUCCCCAGCGUUCCUAUGAACAAAUACGAAGACAUCUGGAAGCUACGUGCGCGCCACGUCCGUGGCAAACGAGUCAACCUCUGAAGAACUUUGAAAAGAAAGGAUCUGUUUGCGAAAACAACUAAGGAACCUUCGCAAUUUUGGUGGAUGAUAGUUGGCAAACCCGUGGCAAUGCUUGAAGUCGCAUUUCCAUUUGUAAAAUAAUUGAUUUGUCACAUGAUUGGGGACAUUCUUUAGGCACAUCGAAUAUAUGCCACAUGAAAUAUGGCUUCUCUAAGAAAUAAUUGCUGUCAACUUGGAAACCACAUACAUUGUACUGGCAGUUUUCUUAGAGUUGCAGGCAGCAUGUGCAUCUAGCAGUGGACUCGGCUUGUACUCAUUACAAAACAACUUCAGGUUUAGUUUUAUAUUUCAUUCUAAUUUUGUACAGGACCUUUUACACGUCACAUUUAUUGAUUAAAGCUUUUAACAUGAAAUCAUGUGCAAACAAUGACUGCAAUAUGAGAGCAACAAAGCUAAUUUCCUUUUUUUUAUUAUGUGCUGUCAACUCGCUUUCUUCUGGCGACCUGCUAAACUCGUCUUCCUUAAUGCACCUGAAAUGAGAGAAAUUUUUUUAUUACAUCUUAAAAUCGCCCUUUUGAGGACAUUCUAAGAGUGAACACAGAGGGGGAGCUAUAAUCUCCAUUGAAUCUGCUCAUUGCAUUCAUGGCAUAAAGCCCGAUAAUCAUUUUAUUGGACCCAUUUUUAAAUAAAAGAAUUAACAAUUU